Molecule: messenger RNA, 1080 nt
Organism: Oenanthe melanoleuca
Lineage: Eukaryota; Metazoa; Chordata; Aves; Passeriformes; Muscicapidae
Product: nuclear receptor corepressor 1-like
Exons: 10
Biological process (GO): negative regulation of transcription by RNA polymerase II
Molecular function (GO): transcription corepressor activity; nuclear thyroid hormone receptor binding
Source: RefSeq, a predicted model, not a curated record
AUGUCAAGUUCAGGCUACCCUCCGAACCAAGGAGCUUUCAGCACGGAGCAGAGCCGGUACCCGCCCCACUCUGUGCAGUACACCUUCCCCAGCACCCGCCACCAGCAGGAAUUUGCUGUUCCCGACUAUCGCUCGUCUCACCUGGAAGUCAGUCAGGCCACGCAGCUCCUGCAGCAGCAGCAGCAGCAGCAGCAGCUCCGGCGCAGGCCCUCCCUGCUCUCCGAGUUCCACCCAGGCUCUGACAGGCCUCAGGAAAGGAGAACUGGAUAUGAACAGCAGUUUCAUCCAGGUCCAUCUCAGACAGAUCAUGAUUCACUGGAAUCUAAGCGACCACGUCUUGAGCAAGUGUCUGAUUCCCAUUUCCAGCGUGUCAGGACCAUCUUCUCCAAUUUCUGGUCAGCCUUGUGGGGAGGACCAAAAUGCUUCACCUUCCAAGCUGUCAAAGGAAGAAUUGAUACAGAGCAUGGACCGCGUCGAUCGCGAAAUUGCCAAAGUGGAACAGCAAAUCCUCUGAAGAAAAAGCAACAACAACUUGAAGAAGAAGCUGCUAAGCCUCCCGAGCCGGAGCGGCCGGUGUCCCCUCCUCCCGUGGAGCAGAAGCACCGCAGCAUCGUCCAGAUCAUUUACGAUGAGAACCGGAAAAAAGCAGAAGAAGCUCACAAGAUUUUUGAAGGUCUUGGUCCAAAAGUUGAAUUGCCACUUUACAACCAACCCUCAGACACCAAGGUCUACCAUGAAAACAUCAAAACAAACCAGGUGAUGAGGAAAAAGCUGAUCCUAUUCUUUAAAAGAAGGAACCAUGCAAGAAAACAACGGGAGCAAAAAAUCUGUCAACGUUAUGAUCAGCUGAUGGAGGCAUGGGAGAAGAAAGUAGACAGGAUAGAAAAUAAUCCACGCAGGAAAGCCAAGGAGAGCAAAACACGGGAGUACUAUGAGAAACAAUUCCCAGAAAUCCGAAAACAGAGAGAACAGCAAGAAAGAUUCCAAAGAGUUGGCCAAAGAGGGGCUGGCCUUUCAGCAACCAUUGCUAGAAGUGAACACGAGAUUUCAGAAAUCAUCGAUGGACUCUCUGAGCAGGAG